This is a messenger RNA of Trifolium pratense (red clover), 2041 nucleotides long. Its product is annotated as calmodulin-binding receptor-like cytoplasmic kinase 2. Gene Ontology annotation, biological process: protein phosphorylation. The transcript has 6 exons. The record is from RefSeq and is a predicted model, not a curated record. Gene Ontology annotation, molecular function: ATP binding; protein kinase activity. NCBI's taxonomy places the organism in Eukaryota, Viridiplantae, Streptophyta, Magnoliopsida, Fabales, Fabaceae. Bases 284 to 1612 code for a protein of 442 amino acids.
AAAGUCUUCUUCAUAUCAUAUAUAAUAUACCAUACUAUAGUUCUAUAUAAGGAAAACAAAAAAUGCAAUAGAAAAUGAUUAGUCAAUAUUCUAAAUCGUACUUUUUGAAGCAAGCACAGAUACAAUACAACUUGCAAACCUUAACUUUCACGGCGCAUUAUAGCGCCACCCACUUUUAUAUAACAAAAACUAAAAGUCAAGUCGUUGUAACUACAAAUUUCUGUUGACGCAAACACUUUCUCUCUCUAACUUCUGACCGCCAAUUUUUCUCUCUCUAAAAACCAUGACUACAACUUUUGUUCAUAACCGGAGCCAACACUCCGGUCACCGAAGUACGCCGGAUAAUAUGUCCCGUUCUUCUGAUUUCAGCACUUCACAUCACUCAACAACUUCCUCAUCGUCUUCUUCCGGUAGCCGGAAUCCAGUUAUUGCCGCCGCCAUGUCGGUUGCUGGAUUGUUUGCUGCUUGUUUCACGCCGCCGGAUGCUAAUAAUUCUAAGAGCGUUGUUGAUUCUGAGGAGUUCAAAUCUACUAAUUCUGGUUCUGAUGCAUCAAAUGCUUCAAGAGCUGGUAGUCAGAGAGGGCGUGGCUCAAACCGAGGUACUAACAUCGGUUUAUACAACACAAUCCAGGGGAAAGAGCCUGGCAUUGUCAAGUACACCAUGGAGGAAAUCAUACAAGUCACAAGAAACUUUUCCCCGUCUUUCAAGAUUGGUCAAGGCGGUUUUGGGGCAGUCUACAAGACCAAACUCCUGGAUGGAACUAUUGUUGCAGUAAAGCGAGCCAAGAAGAGUGUGCAAGAGAAAAAUUUAGGUUCGGAGUUCCAGAGCGAGGUCCAAACACUAUCAAGGGUCGAACAUUUGAACUUGGUAAAGUUCUAUGGAUAUUUGGAGCAAGGGGAUGAAAGAAUCAUUGUAGUGGAGUAUGUUCCUAAUGGAACACUCAGAGAGCAUUUAGAUUGCCUUCAUGGAAACGUUCUCGACCUUGCUGCUCGUCUAGACAUUGCAAUUGAUGUAUCCCAUGCUCUCACCUAUCUUCAUGUUUAUAUGGAUCAUCCUAUCAUUCAUAGAGACAUAAAAUCUUCCAACAUUCUCCUCACCGAGCACUUUCGAGCUAAGGUAGCAGACUUUGGUUUUGCUAGACAAGCACCGGACAGUGACUCUGGCAUGACACAUGUCUCUACUCAAGUUAAGGGAACUGCAGGCUACUUGGACCCUGAAUACUUGAAAACCUAUCAACUAACUGAAAAGAGUGAUGUCUAUUCAUUCGGUGUUUUGCUUGUUGAACUUGUCACAGGAAGACGCCCCAUUGAACCAAAAUUUGAACUCAAAGAGAGAAUAACAGUAAAAUGGGCUAUGAAGAGGUUUAUAGAGGGAAACGCGAUCUCAGUCUUGGACCCAAGACUGGAUCAAACUUCUGCAAAUAAUUUGGCCUUAGAAAAGACACUUGAACUAGCUUUACAAUGCUUGGCUCCUCAUAGACAAAGCAGGCCUAACAUGAAGAGAUGUGCCGAGAUCCUUUGGGCCAUUCGCAAGGAUCACAGGGAGAUAUCAGCUUCAAACUUUCGAUCAUAUUCGACUACUUCCCAAAGGAGCGCCUCAUUGAGAGAGUAACAAGCAUAGAGUUCAUCUCAUGCAACAAAAUUUGCAUCAAAGAGGAAUGUGUAAGGGAAAAAUAAGCCAAAAAGAAAAAAGAAAAAAAAAAGAUCAAGCAUCAAAAUAUAAGUUGGGACAAAACAUGGCCACAGGAAUAAACAAUUUUUCAAUAAAAUUAUCAAGUAACUUUGGCAACUGGGGUGGCAUAUGCUGAUAGGUAUAGGUAGAAUUCAUAUUUUGUGGAAAUUGUUCAUAAGAGUUUUGGCUUGUAUAUAUGAAUUGGGAGGGAGAAUACUUCCAUAAUGUUAUUUUUCUUUCUUGUGAUGCACUUCACAGAAAAGGAAAACUUGUAUUAUAUUGAUUGGAAUUUUGAUUGCUGUAUUGUCACCUUGGUUAUGAUGAUUCAUUUGCGGUUAAUUGGCUGAUAAUAAGAAAACAAAUUGUACA